This is a messenger RNA of Acipenser ruthenus (sterlet), 2835 nucleotides long. Its product is annotated as T-cell-interacting, activating receptor on myeloid cells protein 1-like. NCBI's taxonomy places the organism in Eukaryota, Metazoa, Chordata, Actinopteri, Acipenseriformes, Acipenseridae. The coding region runs from base 1674 to 2759 and encodes 361 amino acids. The transcript has 9 exons. The record is from RefSeq and is a predicted model, not a curated record.
CACAAUAAGAUAUAAUGAUUGAUUUAUUUUUUUUUAUUUCUUAGCAGACGCCCUUAUCCAGGGCAACUUACAAUUGUUAAAAGAUAUCACAUUAUUUUUACAUACAAUUACAUUAUUUCUUACACAUUAUUUUUACAUAGAAUUACCCAUUUAUACAGUUGGGUUUUACUGGAGCAAUCUAGGUAAAGUACCUUGCUCAAGGGUACAGCUGCAGUGUCCUCCACCUGGGAUUGAACCCAUGACCCUCUGGUCAAGAGUCCAGAGCCCUAACCACUACUCCAAACUGCUGCCAUAAGCCUAUUUAAUGCUUGAAACGAAUAACAUUUAGGGUGAAAUUCACAAGGUCGUUUGAAGUGUUUUCAGCACCAUUAUUUCUGAAAGAACAAACACAGUGUAUAUGAAACAUCUAUUAACAUGUUAUUGAGGUGUUGAUGAUUAUUAUCGAGGCAUUAUAGUUUAUUACCAUUUCUAGUGAUACUGCUCAUGGAAAGCUGUGUGGUUUCAUGUUAUGCCUCAGGAUACAUGUUUUACAAAGCUGUAUUUGUAGUGUUUGAUAUUAUUGGUAGUAUUACCACAUACAGUAUAAUGUAAAUGCAGUUGAUAUUCUACAGUUGUAAUUAGUGGUUAAACACACACUUCAAUAAGUGUCCAUAUGUUCCUAUUUGCUUAACAGAUUGUUCUCUUUCGUGGUAUUUUUUAAAUAUUUUUUUUUUAUUUCAUUUUUAUAGAGCCAGUUCACACAGCAAUAAUUCAAAUUGGGAAAGCAUCUGUAGUGGAAGGGGAGAAGGUUGAAUUCAAAUGUGUAAUGGCAGUUUUUCCAUCAGGUCCGCUCAGAAAGACACACACUCAUAUUACAAGGCACUGUGUGAGAAUGUGCCACUCGAUGGGGGAUAUCAGCUCUCUAUAGCCGACCUCCUGGAACUCAUUCCCGGCCGCAGGCCUCCCGGUGCAGACUUCCAUCCCUAUUCAUUUCUAGGGCUGUGCUGAUACUCGUACUCAGAAUUGUUUUUAAGAAGUAUUUAUCAGCAGGUAUUCAAUAAACCCAUUCAUUAACGUGUUGACUUCAAAACAAGAAAACCUGCCCUUCACUCACGUUUACAAUUGGGUAAUAAUAAUAAUAUCUUUAUAUAGCGUAUUUCAUAGUGGACCACCAUCACAAAGCGCUUUACAGAGGUAGGCUGUGAAAUGUGCAUUGUAUGCAGAGUCACUUAGACUUAAAAAUAGUCAAAUAUAAAAAAGGUUUAAAUUACAUCAGUUCCUUGAUUUAAGAGCAAUCACCCUCACAUUGUGUAAAUCCAGGUCUACAUGUUAUACAUUGAUUGCCACAUGUGUGGUCUUACAGUGUGUGCAAUGGAAUAGUUUCACGCCUUUUAUUAAGACAGGAACAAUAUUUUUAGUUGCCGUGUUUAGAUGAUGGCAAUGAGAGAGUGUGAAGGACUCAAACUAUUUGUUUAUCUCUCUUGAUCGUCUGUUGCCACAUUGGUAUUCGUCUGAUUAUGCCAGAAAUAUACAUGCAUAACGAAAACACACAUUUCUAUUCCGCAUGAGUUUCCAUUGCUGUAUUAUAGUCUCAUAGUGUGCACUGUUACAUUUAGGGAACUACAUUUGAGGAACUGUACAUGUGAGGAACUGUACAGUGUUAGCUUCAGAGAUUAAGUUAACAGCAUUCUAAUAUGCCUUGGAAUAUAAACGUUGUCAUGCUAUUUUUUGCACUUGGAGACGUGCUGCUGGUUUCGACAGAGCCACUUCACACAGCAAUGAUUCAAAUUGGGAAAACAUCUGUAGUGGAAGGGGAGAAGUUUGAAUUCAAAUGUUUAAAAUCAGCUGUGCAUGAAGAACAACCAGAGAACAAGGAGAAUUGGUUCCAUUUAUAUAAAAACAAAGAGAAGAUCAGCUCACUGCCAAAGCCCGGAGGAAUGGGAGCUGUCACAUUUAUAAAACAAGACAUCAGAAAGAAUGACACUGGAAUCUAUACCUGCAUGUAUGGAAAUGAGAAUCCUGGAGACCUGACAAACAUCAGCCAUGGUUCUUCAGUUUAUCUCAACGUACAAGAGUCUCGCUAUCAGCUCACACUUCAGCUGGACAAACACAACCAAAUGGAAGGAAUGAAUGUAUCAUUUAAAUGUAUGAUACCAGCUGAACUCAGAGAUGCAAUAGGAAAAGAGGGUUUUUUCCAUCUGUAUAAAAAUGGAAGCCUUGUCGAUUCACAACCCGAUCCCAAACACUUACCAGGUGUCACAUUUUCCAUUAAAAAUGUUACAAGGAAUGAUACUGGAAACUACACCUGUAUCUAUGGAAAAGAGAAGCUUGUAAACUCGACAAACAGCAAACGCAGUCGCCCAGUCGACCUUCAUGUGACAGUAGAUAUGACAACUCCAAACACAUCUAUCAAGACCCAACAGACAAAUGAGACAGGAGAUAUGACAACUCCAACCACAUCUAACAAGACCCAACAGACAAAUGAUAUAGGAUCUGUUCCAGUUCUGUACCUGGGUGCAGGGGUAGGAUGUGGGGUCCUUGUGCUGCUGUUACUGCUGAUAGGAGGAGUGCUGAAGUGUCUGCAAUCCAAACGAGACCCUACUGUCCAGAUUGAACCUGUAUACACCACGGUGUGUAAGCCUAAGCAGCCUUCAAAGCAACAGGACGACACAUUCACCUACUCAGAAAUAAACACUGCCCGUGUCACCAAGAAGAAACCCAGCUCUGCACCUGAUGAAGAUACUGUAACAUAUGCAGCAGUUAAAACUUCCACAUACUGAAAACCACUGGUGAAAAUUAUUGUUGUUUUGAAAAAUACCUGAAUAGUCAAUGCAUUAAAAUUAUCUUUCCCUUUUA